This is a messenger RNA of Hymenoscyphus albidus, 2915 nucleotides long. The record is from the annotation of a GenBank genome assembly. NCBI's taxonomy places the organism in Eukaryota, Fungi, Ascomycota, Leotiomycetes, Helotiales, Helotiaceae.
GGUACAUGGAACAACCAAGACUUCUAUGCUCAUGCCCUUCAAUGCUCCUCUUCCUCCCCACUCUACUUUACUUCAGUCGGCCUCUGUCGCACAGCGCAGCGUCUUCUUUUCUUUUAAAAAACGUCUCGCGCUGCCCUUUUUCUACUACACCUAAAGUCAUCACAUCUCCACGUAAGUCGUGUUUUCUGCACCAUGACGAUGUCCCUUCAAGCCUCCGCCUUGAGUCGUCGGUAUGUUCGCUGCAGCGCAAGUUUACCCCUCCAAAAUCUCAUCCAGCCACAGCGGGGCGGGGUACCACGGCAACAUUAUUGACGAUGGAACGUCGAUCUGCAUCUGAAUCUGCCAAAAUCGGAAACAUCGUGAGUUCUUCAUUGUGGACUUGGUCACGAUACUGGGCCCCGUUCGAUUCAUGCCCUGCAUACCUGCAGCCGUGCCGUCUCGUUGGCAGCUAGCCCAUUUUCACUAUAUAAAAUGGUAAAGUUCCCAUAUCAUUCUCCUUUCUUCCCUGCCUCUUUUCCCUGCCUUGUUGUUGUCAUAGCCAUGCAGACAUCCUCUUAAGCUUAAAUAUUUCUUCGUUUUGCAUAAUUACCUCCUACGCCCAUUCUUUUUACACACGCAGCAAUCAUGUCGGUCGAAGGACGAAAAUGGUGGAAAGACGGAACUGUAUACCAAAUCUACCCCGCCAGCUUCAAAGACUCCAACGAUGACGGUCUAGGCGAUGUACCUGGCAUAAUUUCCAAAAUCGAUUAUCUAAAGGAGCUCGGAAUCGACAUUGUUUGGGUCUCGCCCAUGUACGAUUCACCACAGCAUGAUAUGGGUUACGAUAUCUCGAAUUACGAAGCCGUUUACGCCCCAUAUGGCACGGUGGCGGACAUGGAGAACUUGGUCGAAGCAUGCCAUUCUCGCGGCAUGAAACUUAUCCUUGACCUCGUCGUCAAUCAUACCAGCGAUGAACACGCGUGGUUCAAGGAAUCACGAAGCUCAAAGAACAACCCAAAAAGAGAUUGGUACAUAUGGAAGCCGGCAAAGUAUGCCGCGGAUGGAACUCGCAUGCCUCCAAAUAACUGGCGAAGUUUCUUCAGUGGUAGUGCAUGGCAAUGGGACGAAACUACUAGCGAAUACUACCUGCAUCUAUUCGCCACCCAGCAACCAGAUCUCAAUUGGGAAAACGUGGAAACUCGACGAGCUAUAUAUGAUUCCGCCAUGGAGUUCUGGUUGAAGAGGGGUGUGGAUGGGUUUCGAGUCGAUACCGUCAAUAUGUAUUCCAAGGGUAAUGAGCUUCCAGAUGCCCCAAUCAUCGACAAAGGCAUCUAUGAACAACCUGCUCAUACUCAUUUCUGCAAUGGACCGCGAAUGCAUGAGUUCCUUCGCGAAAUGAACUCGCAGGUUUUGUCCAAGUAUGACACCAUGACUGGUAGGUGUUGUCGAGUUUCUUUUUCCUCUUCCUGUGUACACAAUGAGUCUGGCAAGCCUUUUCCUCCUUAGCCUGUCUUGGUAGCUCGAUAAUUGAUAAGAUCAGAGAUGCUGACUAUGAUGUCUUUGCAGUGGGCGAACUUCCUUACACGCCUGAUCCUGCCCAUGUUCUUCGGUACGUUGGGUCGGGAGAUAAGCAAUUAGACAUGAUCUUUCAAUUUGAUAUUGUCGACCUGGGAAUGGGUGAGACACAUAAAUAUCAGUACAAGGAGUGGCAAUUGCCUGCGAUGAAGGAAGUUGUGCGCAAGUGGCAACAGUUCAUUGCUAAUACCGAUGGCUGGACGACAGCCUUUUGCGAAAACCAUGACCAGGGUCGUUCUGUCUCCAGAUUCACCUCUGACUCUCCUCAGUGGCGAGAGCGUUCUUCCAAAAUGUUGGCUAUUAUGCUUUCCGCAAUGACAGGCACUCUGUUUGUCUACCAAGGCCAAGAAAUUGGAAUGAUCAAUGCCCCGGCUGAAUGGGGCAUUGAAGAAUACAAAGACAUUGAAAGUACCAACUACUACAACGAAAUUGCAUCACGGACAAACAACGACUCGGAAGCUUUGGCAGAUGUUAUGAGGUCACUCCAAAUUCUUGCUAGAGAUCAUGCGAGGUUACCAAUGCAGUGGGAUUCAACGCCCUUUUCGGGUUUCACUGGCAAAAAAGACGGCGCCUGGAUGCGCACUCACGACCUGUACAAGGAGAUCAAUGUCGCGGCCCAAGUCGUCGAUCCAAACUCGGUUCUGAAUUUCUGGAAAAAGAUGCUCAAGAUACGGAAGGAGCAAAAGGAUCUGUUCGUCUGCGGUGUCUAUGAAGAGUUCCAGAUGGACAACCAAGAAACUUUUAUUUUUGGGAAGAAAUUUGGAGAGGAGAGAGCUAUCGUAGCUUUGAACUUUACCGACGAGGAGCAAGUGUUCCAACGCCCAGAAGUUCGAGGAGAGAUGAAACUUUUGAUCAGCAACGUCGAUGGUGUAAAUGGCAAUGAGGAAAAACUGGCUCCUUACGAGGGUCGCAUUUACCUCGUUUCAUGAUUUACGAAUACCUGUGUCCCACUUUUCUUUUCUUUUCCUUUCUAUAUUUCCUAUAUUUCUUAUUCUAUAAUUUGUAUUUCCAUACUUCCUGUAUCUUUCAACUUCUCUUUCCUUCCUAUAUUCCUUAUAUUUCCUAUUCUAUAUUUUGUAUUUCCAUACUUCCUGUAUCUCUCUUCUUCUCCUUCUUUUUUCCUUAUACAAUUUUCUUCCACCUUUUCUUUUCAUACAUUUCUUUCUAUUUCAUUUCCUUCCUUCUUACUCUUCAUUUCUUCCUUUCUAUACUCAAGAUCAAGCAAUGGGCGUUCCAUGAGCAGAGCUAGGCUAUGGAUAGAUUGUAUUAUUAUUAUUUUUUAGAUUCUCUCCUUUUUUUCUUCAAAUAAAUAUUUCCAAGAACACAAGUUUUAUACCCAUGACAAUCAACAUGGUUCCGGU